GUUGUCGGUGUGAUGAGCAAGUGCGACCUGUUGACGUCGCGCUCGGAAUCGAGCGGAAAGCGAUCCGUCGCUCGAUUUCGCGUCACGGUGCUCGGAUCGGAAGGAGUCGGAAAAUCUGCUCUGACGGUGCGUUACAUUACCAAGCGAUUUCUCUACGAGUACGACCCGGCAGCGAAGCUCUACUCGAAAGAGAUCACAAUCAACGGACACAAAACCGAAUUACAAAUACUCGACGCGAGCACACAACAAGAGUACGAGGAUGCGAGUGAGUCGAUUAGGAUGUCGAGUUCGUGGUCUGAUGGUUUCGUUCUCGUCUACAGCGUCACGGACGCGUCGAGCCUCAAAUCUGCAAUCGAAAUGAAGACCGAAAUCGACGAGAAACGGAAAUUCCGUCCGGCGCAUUUUAUUCUCGUCGGCAAUAAAUCGGAUUUGGUUCAACACCGCAGAGUAAGCGAAAGGGAAGGACGGAGCGCCGCGGAGUCUCUCUCUUGUUGCUUCACUGAGGCUUCGGCUAGAGAUAAUGUGGCAGUCGAUGAUACAUUCGAGCGAGCACUGAGGACAAUGGGAACUAACCCGAGACGCAAUAGUAUCAUUGGUAUAAUGUCAUCACCGGCAUCUCACGAUAAAAGGAAGAAAACUUUACUGAGUAGAGCGAAAGCGAAAUUGGGACACUCGACGCCGAUCAUGUUGAUGGCAGGAAUGGCAGGAAAGAGAAUGUCGCAGCCGGAUACUCGCGCUCUCACUAUGAAGGAGAUAACGUCGAUGCGAAGGGCAUCCGUCGCCUAACCUGUUGCUAUGAUAAGAUAAGUUAGCAGGUUGUUACAAUCGAUUGACACGAGAUAGGGAUUCUGUACAGGUUGCAUUGCAUCUUAUAAUCAGUGCAUGUCUACAGGCUUCUAUUGGCCACUCUGUCCGACUCACUUAUUCUUUUACUAUUAUGUGAGAAAACAAAAAACUAGAGACAGAGAGAGAGAGACUGUCGUAUGUAGCCUCGGCCUCCCAGACCCGUGUAGCGCCCAUUAAAACGAUGACGGGUGCUACACGGGUCUGGGAUGCCAAGGCUAUACGACAUAUCAGAGCCUUACAAACAACAUAUGACCGAGAGUCCACACAAACGUCUAAUUGUCUCGAUCAAUCAGAGUGCUAAUGAAACAGAUCAUUUAUAGAGGUCACGUUCACUACACGACCCAAAUAAAAAUCAAAUUAUCCCUUUGUUGUUUGACAGGAUCUACAAGAGCUAACUCGAUCUCACCCACCAGAUACCAAUCAGAGCACCUACGGCU
Molecule: messenger RNA, 1283 nt
Organism: Corticium candelabrum
Lineage: Eukaryota; Metazoa; Porifera; Homoscleromorpha; Homosclerophorida; Plakinidae
Product: ras-related protein Rap-2b-like
Exons: 4
Coding region: 13-786 (257 amino acids)
Molecular function (GO): GTPase activity; GTP binding
Source: RefSeq, a predicted model, not a curated record